CAGUGGUAAAAUUCGUAAGAGCCAAGUGUCCAAACAAGGGAUCAAAGCGAGGGUACGUAUAUCCGGAGGUAUCCGCUCAUCUCCAUUACUCCUUCAAGACGAAUCUCGGUGCCGUGCGCAUGUAGCAUGACAUGUUGCCUUCUCUUCCUCCUCUUGCCUGGGCAUCCCACUCGUUCUUUGUGGAAUAAACACGGGUUACAUGUUCGCCGAGAUAUCAGCUUGCAAAUCCGACGAACCACUUCUGGCGUUGCUUGUAUCAAUGAGUCGCCGUCGGGAUUGACCUCGACCUUAUUGCCAUCCGAGGACUACCAAAGAGUAAUAUUGUGGACAGGGUGCCUGCAGAGCGGGGUCUCCGUAUCAGAAAUGAAAGUCGUGGUUCUAGCUUUCCUUAGAAAUAUUUCUUGCUACAGGCCGUCUUUCGUCUGUUUCGUGGGUGUGGGGAUAUGGAUAGUCAUCCGGAAAGCCCUGCGUCAGCUGCAGGUGGGGACGAAGGUAACGACUUGAGUAAUCAGGCCCAACUCGGGGCUAGUUCCUCGCAACGCAAAAUGUAACGCUCAGUCCUUGCCUACACAUGUAUUGUGAAAGUGCACAUUUCAGCACCAGAACCAAGUUGCGGAGUCUGGGCGGCGGUGUACCGGAAAUU
This is a messenger RNA of Pisolithus orientalis, 643 nucleotides long. RefSeq lists its product as uncharacterized. The record is from RefSeq and is a predicted model, not a curated record. Bases 127 to 504 code for a protein of 125 amino acids. Lineage: Eukaryota; Fungi; Basidiomycota; Agaricomycetes; Boletales; Pisolithaceae. The transcript is spliced from 6 exons.